Molecule: messenger RNA, 741 nt
Organism: Carlito syrichta (Philippine tarsier)
Lineage: Eukaryota; Metazoa; Chordata; Mammalia; Primates; Tarsiidae
Gene: CFAP144
Product: family with sequence similarity 183 member A
Exons: 2
Coding region: 1-630 (209 amino acids)
Cellular component (GO): ciliary base
Source: RefSeq, a predicted model, not a curated record
AUGGUAUACUCUAUUACGGUUCUCUCAACAGCUCUAUUGGUUCUUCUCUUCUGUUUCCCACGAUUGCUCUUCCACCCGGAAACGGGGACCCUUUCCCGGAGUGACGGCGCCUCCUCCCGAGGCCCAAAGCUGCGGUCACAAAGGGCACUCCGUCACAGAACGUCCCGAGGGCGGGUGUGGCUUAACUGCUGGGCGUCUGGGCCCGGCCCAGUCCCUCGCUCGACUCCUCUGGACAGUGAGGAGAAGGGGGUCCCGGACGAGGUCCAUCAGAACCAGAUCUUGCGGGAACAGUGCCUCCGAGAGCUACGAACCCAGAAGCUCUACACGCAGUAUCACGUGAAUCCCCUGCGAAAGGUUCACACGAUCGCCAGGAAGCCCAUGUCCUGGCAUGACAACCUGGAGGAACCUGCGGAUGCCAGGUUUCUGCAUCUCAUCCACCACGCUUCCCAGGGACCCAGGAAGAAGUACCCAGAGACACAGACUGAAAGCCAGGAAAUUGGCUGGGACUCAGAUCCCCUGGUCAACCCCGAACGCCAGGACAGCAGGCUGAACCACUUCAGGGUCUACAAUGACAUCACUCUAUACAAGGCUAAAAUGUGGAGCUUGGGAGAAGGUGAUCGCCACAAGUAGAAUCCCAGCGCUGGAGUCAGUAGCUGGAUGUAGUGCCCAGAGAAUGCGCUACCCAGAGAAAUCACUUCCACUUUAAAGCCAAAAAUAAAGGCAAUUCAGUUUUAGAUAUUG